Messenger RNA from Clonostachys rhizophaga, 282 nucleotides. The record is from the annotation of a GenBank genome assembly. NCBI's taxonomy places the organism in Eukaryota, Fungi, Ascomycota, Sordariomycetes, Hypocreales, Bionectriaceae.
AUGGCCACCGCUCUCGUCCCCGGACCAAUUACCUACCUGGUCGGCAACUUCGUCUGGAUCAACGUCCUCCUCGUCAACGCCGUCGCCGUCCUCUCCGAGGAUCGCUUCCUCGCGCGCAUCGGCCUGUCCCCCGCAUCCCACGACCCUUCCUUCGGCGCGGGCCCGGACACCAGCGUCAAGGGCAAGAUCAUCAACCUGAUAUCGAGCAUCCGGACUAUCAUGAGAAUGCCGUUGAUCUUCGUCAAUUUCGUCCUAAUACUCUACUUGCUGAUCCUGGGUUAA